Molecule: messenger RNA, 2762 nt
Organism: Rhinolophus ferrumequinum (greater horseshoe bat)
Lineage: Eukaryota; Metazoa; Chordata; Mammalia; Chiroptera; Rhinolophidae
Gene: ABITRAM
Product: actin binding transcription modulator
Exons: 6
Coding region: 94-639 (181 amino acids)
Biological process (GO): dendrite morphogenesis; regulation of actin filament polymerization; regulation of filopodium assembly
Cellular component (GO): filopodium tip; lamellipodium; nucleus
Molecular function (GO): actin filament binding; actin monomer binding
Source: RefSeq, a predicted model, not a curated record
GAGCGGCGCGCCGGAAGGGCACCCUCCUCCCCGGCAUGCACGGAGGAAGCACUCGGGUCUCCGGGGGCGGAGGUAGCGGCGCCGGAGGUCGCCAUGGCUAUCGAGCCUGAGGCGGCGGAGCCUGCGGUGCCGUCGCUUGUGGAUCGGUACUUCACUCGCUGGUACAAAGCGGAUGUCAAAGGAAAACCCUGUGAGGACCACUGUAUACUCCAGCACUCUAACCGAAUAUGUGUCAUUACGUUGGCAGGAUCGCAUCCAGUUCUUCAAAGUGGAAAAACAAUUAAAAGCAUUUCCUAUCAAAUCAGUACCAACUGUAGCAGACUUCAGAACAAGGUCUCUGGGAAAUUUAAGCGGGGGGCACAGUUUCUAACAGAACUUGCACCUCUGUGUAAGAUUUACUGCUCAGAUGGAGAAGAAUACACCAUAUCAAGCUGUGUUAGAGGACGGUUGAUGGAAGUGAAUGAAAACAUUCUCCAUAAGCCAUCUAUUCUUCAAGAGAAGCCAUCCACUGAAGGCUACAUAGCAGUUGUGUUGCCCAAAUUUGAAGAAAGUAAAAGCAUAACAGAAGGGUUACUGACACAAAAACAGUAUGACGAAGUCAUGGUAAAACGCAUUAAUGCCACAACAGGUACAUCAUGAGGGUUGAGAUGGAAUAAAAAGCAACAUGGCAUUCAAUUAGUGCACUGAGAAGAACCAGCAUAUGUGAAGAAGCAUACUUCCCAGCCAGCCAUCUGCAGGGAGGCCUAGUUUUCUUUCUUUGUCUUGCAUAACAAGCCUUGAUUCCCAUUUUGUCUUCAGUCCCCCAGAUCUGCCCUGCUAUGUACUCACUCUGGUCAUCUUUUGCUUUUCUAACAACUGGCAAGCAAGGGAUGUUUUUCUGAUUAAAAACAAAGUACUUUGAGGAAAAUCUGAAAAAGACAAAAGUUUUAAGUAGCAAAGUAAAAAUAAUUUACCCAUCAUCCUGUAACCCAUUAAUAAAUGCUCCAUUUUAACAUACUUCCAUUUGAAUGUUACCACACGGUUACCGGUAAUUGUUUUUGCCUCAGUCUUCCAUCAGUUUGAAGUGAAAAGGAACAACUGACCUUUCUGACCCAGUCUGCUUCUGUGUGACCAAAAGUGUAGUCCCACCCCUUACGCUCUAGCUCCUUUUCCCUUGAAAUUGUAGGGGAGACGCAGAGUGUAGAGUGUACAUUCUCUAUUCCUUCAUGCUGCUGGGAUGGCCUUCUUCUCGGAAACAAAGUAGAACCGUAACACUGGCUUCUUAAGUAAGGGACACAUGACAAGGCUUUGACAAAUACUAAGGGCUUUCCUAACAUGGAAAUAUUAUAAUACAGUGCAUACAUUGUAGUCACUCAGUCUGACACUAGUUACAGGGUAGCAAGCAAAGAAGUUACUGUAAUUUCAAAGACCCAGAGGCCUUUGAAUAGAACAAAAGCUUUCAUAUCAUUUAUACUAAACAGAAAAACAAACUCCAAAUUUAUAGUUUGGUUGUAUACUUAUUUACAAUGAAUUUUAAAUAAACAGACUUUAAAAAUUGUUACUCUUUAAGGGCUGCAAUACAUGUACUUUUAAAUAAAACAUUUAAUACAGAAGAAAUCACUUGAUGUGUAAAUUCCUUGGUUCUCUGUCCUCUUACGCUGUUGAAGUAUAAGUUAUCCCUUCCUCAUCCCCAUUUGCACUUCAGAGAAGAUUCUCACUUCAGCUAUGUAAAAGUAUUUGGUCAGUAACAUUUAAAAAUUAUUUUUGACUCACAAGAAAAACUUCUUGUCACUUGAAUGCCAGCAUGACUGUCCCUAAGUAUGCCCACCAGCCAUGAUACGGGUAGUAACUCUACAAACCUCGGUUCACUGACUGCUAUGAACUGAAAAUGGAAGCACAAACCCGUAGAUCCUUAGUUUGAGUAGCAUGCUGAUUCCCGAAGGCGGCAUAAAGACACUAAAUAUAGUAAAAGAAUUACACAUCUAAUUUACAUUAACAUUACCUCCCGUCAUUCACUAUUUCUAUUGUAAUUUAUAUAACUACUGCCAGUAAGUGACAUGACCUAUUACAUUUCAAAAUGAAUUUCAGAGCGUUGGGAUACAAGCACUAUCAAAUGAGUCCAAAACAAAGUUAACUAUACUUUCUCAUAAGGGCAGAACCUGUAAACCAGAUCCUUCCAUCAAAACCCCACCCAACAAAAACAAGAAAAGCUUUAAACCGUACAAUUAAAAAGACUAAAGAAAGAUGUUUAUUUGUUUUAAAAUGAACGUUUCAAAGGUACAUGUAUAAAAUGUAUGCUUAUUCAGAAUUUAUUUUAAACAGUUCCAUCAUUCUGUCUUACGUCUUCCAUUCUAUCGUUCACUACUGAGAAGACAGUUGAAAAACUAUUUUUUUAAGCCGGUGAGAUAGGCUUGGGAUUCCAACUCAUAUUCAGCACAGAUAGGCCAGCUCCGCUAGAACUGGAACUAAAAGCCGUCCCCUAGUGAGUUCCUCCAGAAUUCCUUGGAGUGAGCGCCAUGACGCUGCUUUAGGGAAUGGGGGAGGUGCAUGCAUCUUAACACAGGGCCUGGGCUGUGUGGAAUGCUUGUUAGAGAACAACCAUGUGCCACUGGUAUAGUUGUCCUGCGACGGAGAGGACAGCCAAGAGGCCCAGUCACACCUGAUGGACAGAGGGAUUGAAGAGUCCACAGGCUUAAGGAAAACGACUUUCAGCCAGACUACUGUGUUAUUUUCUGCUGAAAGCUUAGUGUUCUAGAUAAUAAGCUUAAAGAACCAACAGGAAG